UCCAUAUGAUUUUCCAAGAUUUAGAUUUACAUAUCACGACUCCUUUCUCCUGUUAGCCAUCAUCAAGAAAUCAAUAGGGGUCUCCUUUCAUUUUCUCAUUCAUGCCAUUCUUGAGUGUUGUUCUUGGUCUACAGAACACGUGAAGAAACAUUGAGCUGUGAAUCAUUAGAAUUUUGAGGGCAAUGAAGAUGUCAAGAAGGCCCAUAAAUCUUUCUCGACGCAUGUCGGAAAGCGGGUUGUCAGCUCCAUUCUCAUCCACCUUUCAUCCAAGAUCCCGCUCUCCCCCUUACUUAUUUGUUGGAGUCAUCAUUCUGGGAGCAUUUCUCCUCAUUGGUUAUCUGUACCGUGGUCGAGGUACUCUUGAAAAUAGGAUAGCUCUGGGCAGGGUGGAAGGCGACUUUUCAUGUAAUAGAGAAGUUCAACGCGCCAUCCCAAUUCUAAAACAAGCAUAUGGCGACAGCAUGCAUAGGGUGUUGCAUGUUGGUCCGGACACUUGUUCUGUCAUUUCCAGUUUGUUAAAAGAGAAGGAGACGGAGGCUUGGGGUUUGGAACCGUAUGAUAUAGAGGACGUCGAUCAUACGUGCAAGCGUUUGGUGCAUAGAGGCAUUGUUCGUGUUGCUGAUAUUAAGUUUCCUCUUCCCUAUAGAGCAAAGUCUUUUCCGCUAGUGAUUGUCUCAGAUGCGUUGGAUUACUUGUCUCCAAAGUAUCUCAACAGAACCGUUCCUGAAUUAGCCAGGAUAUCAUCUGAUGGCCUUGUCAUUUUCACUGGAUAUCCACACCAUCAGAAACCCAAAGCUGUUGAUAGAGCUAAAUAUGGAAGUUCGGUUAAGUUGAGGAACUCCACCUGGUGGACUCAAUAUUUGGUUCAUUUGAGCUUAGAAGAGAAUGAAGUAGCUGGAAAGAAAUUUGAGCAAGCUGCAGAGAAGGUAUCAUACAGCCCACAUUGCCAAAUUUUUCAUCUCCAACCAUACCAUUAACGUCCAGAUACAAUGCCUUUGGUACUGCAUAUAUAUAUUGGAUCCAUUUGAGGAUUCUUCAACAGAAACUUACAAAAAUUUAAUGUUCCUCCAAAAAAUUGUGUUCUUAUUUUUUACUCAUUUAGUCAGGAAACUUGUGACUUAAACAACAUAUUCAGAGUACUACUUUUGUAUCAAACAUAUAAGAUUUUGGUAAUUUAAAUUAAUGCAGUGGAGGAAUACGACAUGUCACUGUAAUGUAUUGUUCGAUAA
This is a messenger RNA of Sesamum indicum (sesame), 1229 nucleotides long. Its product is annotated as putative pectin methylesterase CGR3. Gene Ontology annotation, molecular function: methyltransferase activity. The record is from RefSeq and is a predicted model, not a curated record. Lineage: Eukaryota; Viridiplantae; Streptophyta; Magnoliopsida; Lamiales; Pedaliaceae. Gene Ontology annotation, biological process: pectin metabolic process.